CCUCCCGGCGAAGAUGGCGGCGCUGCGGGCGCUGCGGUGGCGGCGGCUCCCGGGGCUCGUCCCGAGGCGGCUCCUGAGCACGGCCGAGUCCCCCGAGGAGCGGCCGCAGUUCCCGGGGGCCUCGGCCGAGUUCGCCGAGCGCCUCGAGUUCAUCCAGCCCAACGUGCUGGCCGGGAUCCCGGUGUACCGGGUGAUGGACCGGCAGGGCCAGGUGCUGCGCCCCUCCGAGGACCCCCAGCUGCCCAAGGAGCAGGUGCUGAAGCUCUACAAGACCAUGACGCUGCUCAACACCAUGGACCGGAUCCUGUACGAGUCCCAGCGCCAGGGCCGGAUCUCAUUCUACAUGACCAACUACGGCGAGGAGGGGACGCACGUGGGCAGCGCCGCUGCCCUUGACGCCUCCGACCUCGUCUUUGGGCAGUACCGUGAGGCAGGUGUGCUGCUGUACCGUGGCUACCCCCUGGAGCUGUUCAUGGCCCAGUGCUACGGCAACGCCAGCGACCCCGGCAAGGGCCGGCAGAUGCCGGUGCACUACGGCUGCCCCGAGCGACACUUUGUCACCAUCUCGUCCCCCCUGGCCACGCAGAUCCCGCAAGCCGUGGGCGCCGCCUACGCCAUCAAGCGUGCGGACGCGAACCGAGCCGUGGUUUGUUAUUUUGGGGAGGGGGCGGCGAGCGAGGGCGACGCCCACGCCGGCUUCAACUUCGCGGCCACCCUCGAGUGCCCGAUCGUUUUCUUCUGCCGCAACAACGGCUACGCCAUCUCCACCCCCACGGCCGAGCAGUACCGGGGCGACGGCAUCGCGGCGCGGGGUCCCGGCUACGGGCUGCUCUCGAUCCGCGUGGACGGCAACGACGUCUUGGCCGUGUACAACGCCACGCGCGAGGCUCGGCGCCGCGCCGUGGCCGAGAACCAGCCCUUCCUCAUCGAGGCCAUGACCUACCGGAUCGGCCACCACAGCACGAGCGACGACAGCUCGGCGUACCGCUCGGUGGACGAGGUGAAUUACUGGGACAAGCAGGAUCAUCCCAUCUCCCGCCUGCGGCUCUACCUGGCCAGGAGGGGCUGGUGGGACGAGCAGCAGGAGCAGGCCUGGAGGAAGAGCUCCCGAAAAAUGGUGCUGGAGGCGUUCGAGCAGGCGGAGCGGGAGCCGAAGCCGCCGCCUCACCUGCUCUUCUCCGACGUUUACCUGGAGAUGCCCCCGCGGCUGCGGCGGCAGCGGGAGGAGCUGGAGCGACACCUGGAGACCUACGGGGAGCACUACCCGCUCCAGCACUUCCAGAAGUGACCCCCGGAAUUCCCGGGAAUUCCUCGGGAUUCCUGGAAACCCCUCCCAACAAUUCACGGCAAACCCGUUGUGAUCCCGUCCCCAGAAUUUCACCUGGAGACCCCGCACCUGCCCACCCCACCCCACCCCACCCCACCCCGGGGAGCUUUUCCCGCUCCGGCGUUUCCAGAAGUGACUCCCGGAAUUCCCUGAGCACUCCCCAAAAAAUCCAUCCUGAUCCCCUCCCCAAGCAAUAAAUGGAAUUUUGGAGAGGAAAAGCCUCGGAUUUUUGGGGAGGGGUCCAUGGGAUUUUGGGACUGGAUGUUUGGAAUUUUGUAAGGAGGGAAGUCCAUCACCCCCUCCCCAAAAAAAAAAAAAUAAAAAAAAAUAAAGGAAGGUUCCGGGAGUGUCCAGAAU
Messenger RNA from Cinclus cinclus, 1684 nucleotides. It is a transcript of the gene BCKDHA, whose product is annotated as branched chain keto acid dehydrogenase E1 subunit alpha. Gene Ontology annotation, biological process: branched-chain amino acid catabolic process. Lineage: Eukaryota; Metazoa; Chordata; Aves; Passeriformes; Cinclidae. Gene Ontology annotation, molecular function: oxidoreductase activity, acting on the aldehyde or oxo group of donors, disulfide as acceptor. The transcript has 9 exons. Bases 14 to 1288 code for a protein of 424 amino acids. The record is from RefSeq and is a predicted model, not a curated record.